Molecule: messenger RNA, 4125 nt
Organism: Amphibalanus amphitrite
Lineage: Eukaryota; Metazoa; Arthropoda; Thecostraca; Balanomorpha; Balanidae
Exons: 2
Coding region: 652-3726 (1024 amino acids)
Biological process (GO): DNA integration
Molecular function (GO): nucleic acid binding
Source: RefSeq, a predicted model, not a curated record
AUGGCCUGGCUGCGUGUUCGGCCUACCGCACCAUGACUGUGCCUGUUCGCUGGGAUGUUGUGCGCCAGGCUAAGCUCUGCUACCAGUGUCUUGGUCCCCAUCUGCUGCGUGCUUGCCACAGCACCCGAUGCCCAUGGUGUGGUGGCCCGCACCACUCGUCAUUGCACCCGCCGCCCGGAGAGCAUGCAGCCCUCAUGCCUACUGAGAGAUGUGUACCUGAUCGCGGACCUCUGUCACCCCCUGCCGCUGCUGCUGUGUCUGAGAGUCGCAUGCCUGAUCGCAGACCAUUGCCGCCCCCUGCUGCUGCUGGUACUUUUUCUGCCAACCAGGGACGGAUGUGCAUGGGCGUGCGGAGCCAGCAGCACUGCUACGUGCAGACGGCGCUCGUGGAGGUGGCUGGUCCUCGGGGCGUGCGUCUAGUACGCGCGCUGAUUGACGGCGGGGCAGACGCCUCCUUCAUCCGGGCUUCACUGGCUGACCAGCUGGGACUCGAGAAGGUCGGCCAGGGGACCUUCGCGUGUGUCGGAUUCAAGGAAAGAGUUGAGGAGGCUCACCAGUACGACCAAGUAAGCGCGCGGCUCACUGGAUACCAGAAAGCAGACGACCCGGCAGCGGCACGCCUACCGCUGUCAGCUGGUUGACGUCGAGCGAAUGUGGACGCUGGACGCUGUGGGAGUCGCCGCAGAGGAGACCGCCGAGAGAGACCCACCUGUACCGACUUGGAACGCCACCGAGAACAGGUAUGAGAUGGGGCUAGUAUGGAAGUCCGACCAGCGCCCAGUGUCUAACCUGAUGUUAUCGAAGACCCGGACUCACCGUAUGACAGAGAAGUUGAAUGUUGAACAGUUCCAGGAGUACGAUGACCACCUGCAUCAGCUGCUGGAAGACGCCGUCAUCGAGCCCGCGCUGCCGAGUCCACCAUCAGAGUUCAUCUUACCGCAUCGAGGACUGCACCGCAACGGCAAACUGCGAGUGGUGUUCGAUGGAUCAGCGCCAGACGGUGCAGGUAUGAGCCUGAACUCCUACCUUGAGCCGGGAGAGAACCUGCUGCAUCGUUUACCAGCUGUGCUACUUAACUUCCGUUCAGGAGCUGUGGGUUGUCAGACGGACAUUCGUGCAGCUUUCCAUCAGAUUGUACUCACUGAGGAGGACCGUCAGUUCGUGCAGCUACUGUGGGCGGGCCAGCGGCUGAGGUUUCGCAGGGUCCCGUUUGGACUCACCUGUUCGCCCUACAUGCUGCUGUGCACUAUCGCUGAGCACGUCCGCCGGUGUCUGCGCGAUGAACCUGUUCUGUUGCAGAAGGUUCAGGAUUCCGUCUACAUGGACGACAUGUGCCCGUCCUUCAGUACGAGGGCGGAGGCAGAGGCCGGACUGACGAAGAUGGGUGACGUCUUCAGCGAGGCCUCCAUGGAUCUUCACAAGACCAGGAUGUCUGGUGACGACACUGAGGACGAGAAGGUGCUCGGCCUACUGUGGAGCACAAGAUCGGAUCGUCUGGCCGUGACCGUGCCACAGGUGACCUGCCCUGGCACCCGGACUGAGCUGCUAUCUGCUGUGAGUAGACCGUUUGAUCCGCUCGGCGUGGUGACGCCGUGGCUGAUCUGGGGGAAGGCCCUGUUUCAGCGUACCUGGCUUGACGCUCAAUGCACAUGGGAUAGUCCCCUGAGUGGGGAGCUGCAGACCGAGGUCCGAGCCUGGUGGAGAGACUCGCCGGGGAGGGUGAUCUGGUUCCCUCGCCUAGCCGGAGCGCGUGACGAUCAGUCCGGAGCGACUUUUCACGUGUUUUGUGACGCGUCUCGGACCGCCUACUGCGCGGUGGUGUAUGUGGUCCAGGGUGGGGAGCCUGCCCUGGUGAUGUCGAAGAGUAGGCUGGCCCCCCUGUCUCCACAUCUAACGAUCCCCAGGCUGGAGCUGAUGGCCGCUGUUGUUGGAGCCAGGUUGAUGGACUUCAUCAAGAACGCGCUGCAUCUGGAGAGCGCAACAGUCACCUACUGGUCCGACUCGACCGACGUGCUUCACUGGCUCAACCGGAGGCGGCCUCUCAAGAUGUUCGUGGAGAACCGGGUGAAGACUGUGCUUCAGUUGACGACCGCCGACCAGUGGAGGUACGUCAGAGGCUCUGAUAACCCCGCUGACAUAGGCACGAGAGGGGUAACGCUGACCUCUCUCAUCGCCUGUGACAAGUGGUGGAAGGGUCCACCAUUUGAUUUGAGUCCGCCUGACUAUGAUGCCUCGUUAGUGCUACUGACGCCUCCCUCAGCAGAAGCCGAAGCAGAGACGAGGCCCGAGGUCAGACGUCAGGUCGUGGCCGUGAGACGAGAGUGUGGCCCUGAUCCGAUUCCAGACGUCAUGCGUGGACCGUUUGAUGUGACUCGGUGUUCUCAUCUCAAGCAGGCAGUGAACCGCACCGCGUGGAUUCUUCGUUUCGCGCACAACGCCAGGCACCAGCGCACGGAGAGGAGGAGUGGAGCGCUGUCACCCGAGGAGCGCCGGGAGGCGCUGCUGUUCUGGAUCCGGGUCUCGCAGAGUGCCGCCUACGCGCCGGAGCUGGAGGCGCUGACGGCAGGCGCACCGCUGCCACCCAACUCGCGACUCGAGAAGGUCAGACCUCGUCUAAACGCAGAUGGUGUCCUAGAAGCAGUCACGCGAACUCACGAACCUGCUCUGAUCAUUCUGCCUGAGUUUGCCCAUCUGACCACCUUGAUAGUGGAUGAUGCACACCGUAAAUCGUUUCACCAGGGUACCCGCACCACACUGGCACUGCUGUCUGGUGAAUACUGUGUGAGGAGACGAACUGUUCAUCGUGUGGUCAGUACAUGCUUCAGGUGCCGGAGGUACCGGGGUGCGCCGUACCGGUCAGCUGAUGGCGCGCUGCCCCCGUUCAGGACGGAGCCCAGUCGUCCGUUCAGCCGGGUCGGUGUGGACUUUUUCGGUCCGAUGUACGUCAAGGGCGGCGACAAGGUAUGGGUACUGCUGCUGACCUGUGCCUCGUCGCGAGCUGUGCAUCUCGAACUGUGUAAGACUCAGAAUGUCGCUGACGUCAAGCUGGCUUUGCGCCGCUUCUUUGCGCUACGUGGCACGCCAUCGCUAGUUGUGAGUGACAAUGCCAGAACGUUUCAUGCCCUGCUCGGGCACCUACCUGCAGCUGUGACCUGGCGCUUUGUACCCGAGGCGGCGCCCUGGUGGGGCGGCUUCUGGGAACGUUUGGUCGGGAUAACCAAGAAGUCCCUGCGCAUUACCCUGCACCAGUGUUAUCUUACCCAUGAGGAGUUGGCAGUCACCCUGUAUGAGUUGGCGUUACAACUGAACUUCCGACCUCUCACCCCAGGUGACGACGACGUGCUGACGCCCGCGCACCUGUUGUUCGGGGUCACGUCCAUCCGUGGCGUGCUCUCUCCGUCUGGCCACGAGCUGGACAGCCUGAGUCGGCGCUGGCGGCACCAGCGGCUGAUCAGCGAGCACCUGGUUCAGCGAUGGACCAAAGAGUACCUGCAGACUCUACGCACGUGGAGCUUCUCUCGGCGCGGCCGUCCGGUUCGGCUGCCCGAGGUCGGAGAGAUUGUGCUGGUGCACGCGGAAGGUCCGCGUGGUCGCUGGCCUCUGGCGCGCGUGGUGUCCCUCCUGUCUGGAGCGGACGGCCGCGCUCGCGCGGCGAGUAUCGUGCUAAGAGGGCGACUUACCCGCCGCCCGAUCAACAAACUGUUGAGACUAGAGGCGUCGGAGUGAAGUGAGCGUCGGCGAGGCGAGUGCCGAAAAAGUGACUGUGUGCCGAGUGAGGAGAGACUUUUCGAAGUGAUGGCUCACUUCGAAAGUGGGGAGUAUGUCGCUAUUCGUUACUGCCCUGUGACCUUUUUUCUCCUCAUGUUACCGUACCGUAUUUGUUUUCCAUCGUUACUGUGUUGUAUCCUACCUUUCCUUUACGCCUCGUCAUUUUAUUUUACCUAUGGCAGCCCAUUUGGUAACCCCUGCAUCCUUCACGAAUAUUUUUCCUAACCGCGCCGAUUUCGCUUUGUUGUCGUAUUUCGUUCUGAGUUCUGUCGCCACCGCCGCCGUGUGAGGUUGUGUACCGCCAGUGUGCUAUCUGCUGCCACCACCGCCACCAAUAUAAUUGAAGUGCUCAUAUAU